UAGCAAUGGUAACGAAAUUUCCAUUAUUGAUAUUGAGAUGUCGUAGUAACAGCUGUUGACGGCCCAUUACAUCCUUACGAUGAUCAUAUAGUUGAAUCAUCAUCCAGUGGAAAGAUGCUACGGCUAAUAGCAAGCGAUACAACAACUUCAAGAUCGAAUAUAACGUCAUAUUCCUCCUCGAGUACUCAAGAAACACUGGAACGAGCGCCUAUUCACCAAGAUGUCGGAGCUUUCAAGAUCAAUGUGGCUAGCUUACUACAUCCAAGUUCACCAGACGAUCCAACGUCGAUUAUUAGCAAUAACAUGAUCCACCCAUCAACUACUACACCGUCAUCUUUGUCCCCUUUUAUAUUGACCAACAAUGAUGCGCUACGAUAUCCCUUGACCCAUGCUUCGCGUAGAAUCGAAACUCAACAACCACAUUCACAACAAUUACCUGCGACACCACCUUAUUGGCGACUACCACCUCUUACGUACGACAGCAAUUUUACCCCCACCGCUACCAGCGGUUCCAGCACUACCGACAACAUUCCAUCAGUAUGUCAAGCAUCGUAUGAGCAAUCUCAUAGGCCUGAAGCUCGCAAUACCCAACAACAGCACCAUCAUCAUAAUCAUUCACAACAUUACGAGGCUUCAAACUUACUUGCUUCUUCCUCGUCACGAAGAGAAUCGUCGUCCUCGUCGUCAAACCCAUCUUUAGCAUCAUUGCAUAAUAUCGAUCAAAACCAUCAACAUCAGCAACAAAUGCAACAUUCGCUACAACGACCUUCCGCAACAGUAACAGCAGCUGGAUCAGUAGUAUCUAGCAACAAACAGAGUGCAGCAUCAUCCUCAUUAGAAGCUCCUCCAGAUCGACCCGAGCUAAUUUUGCGUACGCGACCAAUUCUGAACGCCGGUCGUCACUCGCAAGAGGAUGUGGUUCUUCCCUCUUUACGAGAACAGUUAGGUGGAUUGGCUCCUCCGCCUGACGAAGACGAAAACAACAGUGGUUGAAAGCGACACCACUUUCGAAGCGUCCAAAUUGCAAACUAAUCAGAUGUAAUCAUGCCAUAUUCAGAACAUCAUCAGCAUCCAACUUACUGCUACUUACCACCAUUCAACCGACUUGCUACGAUUCAAACGUUUCCUUCACAAUCACGCCUAUGAUACUAUCAACAACGACAACACCAGUCGUAUUAAAGAUCAAGAACAAGAAACGAAAAAUUACUAUUAUUACGGAACACAUAACAACACUCUUCACUAGAUACAAACUUCACAA
Molecule: messenger RNA, 1258 nt
Organism: Zychaea mexicana
Lineage: Eukaryota; Fungi; Mucoromycota; Mucoromycetes; Mucorales; Lichtheimiaceae
Exons: 2
Coding region: 115-993 (292 amino acids)
Source: RefSeq, a predicted model, not a curated record